Fraxinus pennsylvanica is the source of this 318-nucleotide messenger RNA. Lineage: Eukaryota; Viridiplantae; Streptophyta; Magnoliopsida; Lamiales; Oleaceae. The record is from the annotation of a GenBank genome assembly.
AUGGCAAAGUUAUGUAUAAUCUUUCUUCUCGCUCUUGUUGUAGCCCAUGCAACAGCAAGAGUUGUGCCUAGUGACAAAGGUCUAAAUGAGCAGAAGAACAUCCCCACCUUCGGUGGCACUGGUGUUGGUUUGGGGGUUGGAGUAGGUGCAGGUGUCGGUCUAGGCGUUGAUGUUGGUGGUCUUGGGGGCGUUGUUGGGACAGGUGGACUUGGUGGUCAUGGUGAAGAUGGUGGCUUGGGAACUCUAGGUGGCCUUGGAGGUGGCGGUGGCAUUGGCGGCUUAGGUGGAGGUGCAGGCGGUGCCCUACCACUCCCUUGA